Colletotrichum acutatum is the source of this 420-nucleotide messenger RNA. RefSeq lists its product as uncharacterized. NCBI's taxonomy places the organism in Eukaryota, Fungi, Ascomycota, Sordariomycetes, Glomerellales, Glomerellaceae. The record is from RefSeq and is a predicted model, not a curated record. The annotation marks the transcript as partial. The transcript has a single exon.
AUGAGGGUCUCGCGCAUUGUCUUGCAGGCAACCCUCACCUUGGGUAUGUUUGCCCUGGCUAGUUUCGCCCUGGCCGGAGACCUGUCCAUCAUCAAGGCUGAGAUAUCCCCGAACAUUCCCAUCGAGACCGACCUCACCACUCGUGAUGACGCGAUCCCUCCUUACGACUGCGACGACAUUGUCAAGCGCGGCAUCACCCCUCAGAUCGACUGCUCCUACUCCGAAGAGAACUGCGGCUUCCAGGACGACAUUGAAUACAUCAUCCGCAUCAAGCCUAUUGGCAAGGUCAGCACCCACUGGUGCGGCAUGAUGCGGGCGCAAGUUGCAAAGGAGACCAAUUCCUACAUCGAGGAGAUUGUGAUGAAGAAGUGCGACCGCACUUACGAGGCCAACGACAAUGGCAAUGGCAUGUGGCUUGUC